GGCCUCGCCCUCGCCCUCCGCCCCUGCGCCUGCACCGCGUAGGCCGACCCCCGGCGCGCACCCCGUUGGCGACCCCCGCCCGCGCCCCGGCCGGCCCCCAAUUCCAAAUUUAAAGGGGGCGCAGCAUUCACGCGUCCCACCCCAGGUGACCUCUCGGGGUCUCCCCGCCCGAGGUGUCCCGCCGCUGAGGAACAUGGCGAAGGUGGAGCAGGUCCUGAGCCUCGAGCCGCAGCACGAGCUCAAAUUCCGAGGUCCCUUCACCGACGUUGUCACCACCAACCUAAAGCUUGGCAACCCGACAGACCGAAAUGUGUGUUUUAAAGUGAAGACCACAGCACCACGUAGGUACUGCGUGAGGCCCAACAGUGGGAUCAUUGAUGCAGGGGCGUCUAUUAAUGUAUCUGUGAUGUUACAGCCUUUCGAUUAUGAUCCCAAUGAGAAAAGUAAACACAAGUUUAUGGUUCAGUCUAUGUUUGCUCCAACUGACACUUCUGAUAUGGAAGCAGUAUGGAAGGAGGCAAAACCGGAAGACCUUAUGGAUUCAAAACUUAGAUGUGUGUUUGAAUUGCCAGCAGAAAAUGAUAAACCACAUGAUGUAGAAAUAAAUAAAAUUAUAUCCACAACUGCAUCAAAGACAGAAACCCCAACAGUGUCUAAAGCUCUGAGUUCUUCUUUGGAUGACACUGAAGUGAAGAAGGUGAUGGAAGAAUGUAAGCGGCUGCAGAGUGAAGUUCAGAGGCUGCGGGAAGAGAACAAGCAGUUCAAGGAAGAAGAUGGACUUCGGAUGAGGAAGGCGGCGCAGAGCAACAGCCCCGUUCCUGUGUUAGCCGCGGCUGGGAAGGAGGAGGGCCUCAGCACCCGGCUACUCGCGCUGGUGGUUUUGUUCUUUAUCGUUGGUGUAAUCAUAGGGAAGAUCGCCUUGUAGAGGCAGCAGGCAAAGGAUGGUAAAUUGGAUCGAUGGCUCCGCCAUAUCAUGGGAUUUAAAUGUAUCAUAACCGCGUGUAAGAAGAAGUUAAUGUAUGAUGACAUCUCACAGGUCUUGCCUUUAAAUUACCCCUCCCUGCGCGUGUGUGCUGCCGCACGCGUGCACACACACACAUAGAACAUAAAAUAA
Molecule: messenger RNA, 1114 nt
Organism: Kogia breviceps (pygmy sperm whale)
Lineage: Eukaryota; Metazoa; Chordata; Mammalia; Artiodactyla; Physeteridae
Gene: VAPB
Product: VAMP associated protein B and C
Biological process (GO): endoplasmic reticulum membrane organization
Cellular component (GO): plasma membrane; endoplasmic reticulum membrane
Molecular function (GO): FFAT motif binding
Source: RefSeq, a predicted model, not a curated record